Molecule: messenger RNA, 207 nt
Organism: Letharia columbiana
Lineage: Eukaryota; Fungi; Ascomycota; Lecanoromycetes; Lecanorales; Parmeliaceae
Exons: 2
Coding region: 1-207 (68 amino acids)
Source: RefSeq, a predicted model, not a curated record
AUGCGUACCACCACAAUCGUCUACACUAUCCUCCUCCUCGCGGCUCCAGCCUUCACCCUCCCUUUACAUUUAGAUGCCAUCAGAUCGUUGGUCAGCCGCCAACUGAGCGAGGUGAGCGAACUGAGCGAAUUAGUAAGCAUCGACGAUGGCCCUCCAAAAAUGGGGGCGGAUGCGGAUGAGAGGAUCUGCAUCAACGGCAAAUGUUGA